AUGAAGAAAUAUGGUGUUCACCAUAGAGUGUCGACCCCGUACCACCCUCAGUCUAAUGGCCAAGCGGAGAUUUCUAAUCGCGAGAUCAAGGCGAUAUUGGAAAAGACAGUUAACCCGUCAAGGAAGGAUUGGAGCAAGAGACUCGGUGAUGCAUUAUGGGCCUACAGAACUGCUUUUAAGACGCCUAUUGGGAUGUCGCCUUACAGGCUUGUGUUUGGCAAGAUGUGCCACUUACCCGUGGGUAUCGAGCACAAGGCGUACUGGGCAGUAAAAGAGUUGAACAUGAAGCCUUCGGCUUGUGAAGAAGAAACGAAAUUACAGUUACAAAAACUGGAAGAGCUGAGGCUGGAGUCGUAUGAGUCUGCCAUGUGUUCCACUACACGCACUCUCUACUAUCGCCUAGACAGACUAGGAGGUAUUCUCGAUGAAUUCCUGGGUCAGGGAAGUCUGCUAGGGAAGGAGAGCCUGGAGGAAGAAGUCAAGGAGAGCCUGGAGGAAGAGGUCAAGGAGGGAUGGAGAUAA
Messenger RNA from Salvia hispanica, 522 nucleotides. Lineage: Eukaryota; Viridiplantae; Streptophyta; Magnoliopsida; Lamiales; Lamiaceae. The record is from RefSeq and is a predicted model, not a curated record.